AUGCGAGUUCUACCGCAGGGGCUUGGGAAAUCCAAGCCGUCAUUCCUCUUGUUACUUCUUCUGGUCAUUGCCAUCGCUGCUCAAGUGUCUGCCGUGCCAGCCGAUGAGACAACGGAUGCCGAUGCGGCUAAGACCACCGACGAUCGCUCCACCACCUCUAGCGUGAGUGAAACCACCACAUCUUCAACCACGUCCACAACGAAAUCGAGAUCUACGAGCACCUCCUCCGAAUCUACAGAAACAACAACUAUGGAUAAAACGACCACAUCCUCCUCCUCCACGGAGACCGAUAGCAGUACAACAACAUCAUCCGUCUCCACGACAACGGAAUCAUCAACAUCCUCUUCCUCCGCAACCAACACCGUCAUCGUGACGAUACCGCCGACCGCCAACGCCCCAUAUAUGCAAGAGAGCAAUGCACCAGAAGGCACAGUAUUCAUCGCCGUCGGUGCAGCCCUAGGGCUAAUCGGCCUAACUCUACUCGCGUGGCACGCAAUGGUCGCAUGGUCCGUAAACCGCUCAGUGCGGCGCGCCGCCGUAAGGCACGCCUCGGAAUCCAAGCGCCUCCUCCGUGGCAGCAGAAAGAAGCGAUCAAUCCCCUACUCCGCUGCCCCAACGAACGACGUAUCCCUCGACAAACUCGGCGCCGCCACUCGCGCAAGCUACAAGCCUAGCCGGACGAGCGCGAGCAGCGCUCUUUUCUUUUCGCCUACCGCGGGCGGUCCCGCUGGAUCGCACGCUAGUCUACACGCUACAGGAAGUACAGGAAAUCGUGCAUCAACAUACCUGCCUGCUGGAUACUACGCUGCUGCCGGUACCUCCAACCCCGCGCCAAGUGGAGAGGUUCCAUACUCGCCCACUGCUGGUCUCUCGUCGCCCUCCCUGCCUCCGGCCGGUGUCUACCAUGAUCCAUAUAAUCAGCGCCAUUCUUAUGUGGGUGCCUCGACUAGUUCGUUGAACCUGAACCAGGCGCCGCAGGGUCGUGCUCCGAGCGCAUACCUUGAGGACUUGUUUGAGAGUCAUGUUCCUCACAGUUCUGAUUCGGGCCGUCGGGAACGCCACUGA
This is a messenger RNA of Penicillium griseofulvum, 1065 nucleotides long. RefSeq lists its product as uncharacterized. The record is from RefSeq and is a predicted model, not a curated record. The transcript has a single exon. The coding region runs from base 1 to 1065 and encodes 354 amino acids. Gene Ontology annotation, cellular component: fungal-type vacuole. NCBI's taxonomy places the organism in Eukaryota, Fungi, Ascomycota, Eurotiomycetes, Eurotiales, Aspergillaceae.